This is a messenger RNA of Aspergillus glaucus CBS 516.65, 1215 nucleotides long. RefSeq lists its product as uncharacterized. The coding region runs from base 1 to 1215 and encodes 404 amino acids. The record is from RefSeq and is a predicted model, not a curated record. Lineage: Eukaryota; Fungi; Ascomycota; Eurotiomycetes; Eurotiales; Aspergillaceae. The transcript has 2 exons.
AUGCUCGCAGCAAAACCCCGACACUGGAACCAAGCGGCCCUCGCAAACUACCUUGGCGGAUCCGAAGAUGAAAUCGCAACCGUGAGACGGGGCAUCGUGCAGUUGAUGAAAUCCUACGACGCAAUCCACAAGUCGUUCAAGACCAAAGCAGCGAAGAAUGAAUUAAAAGAGCUAUUGCUGUCAAAUCUCGACAAACUUCCAGCGCUCGUCCGAGAUGCGCGCACGAAUGACGUUCGCAUGGAGGGGUUGAUGGGUCUGGCGUACAAGGUCAACAAUGCGCAUAAGCAGUAUGGGCGCGAGAAGAUGGCUUCGAUGAUCACGAAUAAGCAGCCCGAGGUUAGGAAUAAUGACGAUAAUGACAAUGGCGAUGACGACGAAAGUAGCAGUGAGGAAAGUGGAGAGGAGGAUUCAAGCGACGACGAUAGCAGCACUGGGAAUGACCCGGGGAUACACAGGUCCAACGAGCAACCAAGGCCCGAAGUCAAUGGCACCGGAAAUUGUGACAGGCCCUCAGAAAGCAGAGGCCAUGAGCGGAUCCAUGGCAUUAGAAGUGACCAUAGCAGAAGCCAGAGCAGGGCUAACUAUAGCAGCCCGGCAGUCGUCGUGGACAGAAGUUCUGCGGUUGGACCCCCGAACAAGCGCAUAAGACCAUCAGAACCACUGGCACCACCGACUCCUCUCUCUGGACCUUUACCGUCUUUCCCUCAAUAUCAGAAACCGAGCUAUGAUCUAUCAGUUCGCAACAUCUGGGUGGUAAAUGAGGUCGACAAUGAAAGUCACGGCCUCUGUCCUGUCAUCGAACUCGUCAAGAAAGACUGUGAUAAGAACAAUCUUCAACUCUCGGACCUGGACUUUGAUCACUGGAUGUUGAUUGUGCAGGCCCAUUGUAGCUACGACUAUACUAUCCACCGGUUGGAAUAUCGGCCGUCAGCUACCAUCAUCUUGCCUUCGAUGAUCGGCCGGCCGUUUACAAUCCCCAUGCGCACCCCGAGUCAAUGGCGGGGUGCGCUGAACUCACAGCUACAAGCUAAACCAGACCAGGAUCCAGUUUUUUACCUGGUAUCUCAAUCGGAAUUGAGACCAGAAUCUUCACCUCUAUCAUCUGGAUUUGAUUUUUCUCAGACAUACCAGCCUGCUACUAGGCUGAGUCCUACCGUGAAGCAAGAAUACGUGGAAGAGCUCUUGGAGCAAAGAGCGCGGAACAAUCCGCGCUAG